Molecule: messenger RNA, 662 nt
Organism: Marasmius oreades (fairy-ring Marasmius)
Lineage: Eukaryota; Fungi; Basidiomycota; Agaricomycetes; Agaricales; Marasmiaceae
Gene: PHF5A
Product: PHD finger-like domain-containing protein 5A
Exons: 7
Coding region: 15-443 (142 amino acids)
Biological process (GO): mRNA splicing, via spliceosome
Cellular component (GO): precatalytic spliceosome; catalytic step 2 spliceosome; U2 snRNP
Source: RefSeq, a predicted model, not a curated record
AUGACUGUUUACUGAUGGGGAAAUGCCGGAAAUCACCCACGGCACCGAAGGGUGCCGGUUACAGGCGUUUUCAGCGAUCAGCCUUAGUAAGCGCGUCCUCUACAACCACCAUGUCGAAACAUCAUCCUGAUUUAAUAAUGUGUCGACGUCAGCCCGGUAUUGCUAUCGGUCGUCUUUGUGAAAAAUGCGACGGAAAAUGUCCAGUAUGUGACUCGUACGUCCGACCAGAGACCUUGGUGCGAAUUUGCGAAGAAUGUAACUUUGGUACUUACGGAGGACGUUGCAUAAUCUGCGGCUCUCCUGGUAUAUCUGAUGCCUAUUAUUGUGCUGAAUGCACACUACUAGAGAAGGACCGGGAUGGAUGUCCCAAGAUUGUAAAUCUGGGAGCUAGUCGAACGGAUCUCUUUUACGAACGUCGCCGGCUUGGGUUUAAGAAGGGCUGAACCCCACCUCGUCCAUUCGUACCGUCACCGCCAUCUGUUUUAUAUACUAAUUACACGUGUAUUACAGAACUAUCGUGUUCGAAACUACUAUACACUAUGCUACUCAGACUAUGACGGCUCGCUCAUCACAACGCCUUUCUUUGAUAUAACAUGUCCUUCGCAGGGGUGCCCCGUCCAGCAGUAUAACUCGUAUUCAAUCCUCAAGUCACUUAUAGCUCC